Folsomia candida is the source of this 1530-nucleotide messenger RNA. RefSeq names its product oxidoreductase HTATIP2. The record is from RefSeq and is a predicted model, not a curated record. Lineage: Eukaryota; Metazoa; Arthropoda; Collembola; Entomobryomorpha; Isotomidae. Bases 200 to 928 code for a protein of 242 amino acids. Gene Ontology annotation, cellular component: cytoplasm. Gene Ontology annotation, biological process: import into nucleus. The transcript is spliced from 3 exons.
UCCAGCACAACAUCAUCUGUAUAAAUAUGACAUAAUAUUUGCGUCCUUGGAGUCGCGUUAGUCUCGUGAUAAGCAAAAAAGUCAUCUGUUUUGCCUCUGCAACGUUUCAUUACUUUCCUCUCUUGUGCAUUCUGGCAGUGACAAAGUUGGAAAAAUAAUUUAGGAUUUAAUUUUGGUAGAAUUUUUAUCCGUAUUGAAAAUGGAGGCUAACUCGGAUAACAACUUAUCCGCCUUCGUGUUCGGAUACACGGGCGGAGUGGGUCGUUGCAUCGUGAAUGCUCUCGCAAUAGAACCACGAUUUAAAAAGGUAACGCUAUUCGGCCGUAGAAUCGUGGAUUUGGAGGAAAAAGACAAAAAAAUUCCUGCCGCCGCUGAUUUUACCAAAUUUACCCAGGAUGUCGUAGAUUUUGCCAAACUUUCGGAAGAUUCGGAAUAUUUGGCGGAGAAAUUGAGAGGUUUUGAUGUCGGGAUUUAUGCGUUGGGAGUGAGUCCGCUGAAAGAGGAUGAGGAGACGUUUCAACGGGCGGCGAGAGGGUGGGUCCUGACCGUGGCGAAAUUGGCGAGGGAGGGCGGUUGUCGCCAUUUUCAUAGAAUGAGUGGCGCCUUGGGGAAUGAAAAUUCUUGGUUGAAGUUUGGCCGCUUCGCCGCAGAAACUGACAGCCUCCUAGGGAAAUUAAAUUACCCUCGGAUAUCCAUUUAUAAACCGGGCGCCAUUCUGACGGAAUUUAACAGUGGAGGGAUGAUAGGACCCGGGAUGGUGUCCGUUAUGCGUCACCUGGACAGAUUUCGAUGGUGGUCAGUUGAAGGGGAAACUGUGGGCCAGUUUUUAGUACAGACUUGCUUCACCAAGCCGAAAGAUGAAAAUAAUUUUGUCGAGGCAUUUACGAAUGCUGAAAUGAACCGGUGGGUGAAACAACAAACGAAAUAGUCACACUUUGUGAGUGACGUUAUUGAAUUGUUUGAUUUCUAACGUACCGGCGAGUUUGUUAAUUUUCACUUUACACACAUUUUAUUCAUGUUAAAUAAAAAGGCUUUUUGGUAGAGCUAUUUAACUAAAUAUGUGUGUAUAUAAAAUUCAUCUAUUUAUUCGGUUUAUGGCAUCAAAGUUACACAUAAUGUAUGAUUACCGUUUCACAUAAUUCUUUAGAAAUUGGCAUUUCAAUAUAAAUCAUCAUUAUUUAUUGAUCGCAUUCUUCACAUUAAGAAAUAAGGUACGUAUUUUUCCAUUUAUAAAUGUGGAUACUUUCUCCUCUCAAGUUUAUAAAAAAUCUGUCAAAUUUCGUACUACGAAGUUAUGGAACGCGUUACCAAGAAAUUUAGACGUAAGAAAUAUGUCAUAUGGGAAAUUUAAAGAAUUUUUAUGUGAAGAUAUGCAGAAAUAAUUGUUUAAAAAUAACGAAAUGAAGAUAUAUUAGUAAGUAGAUAUAGUUAGUUAGUAACAUAUUUGUAUAUUGUAUGUGUCACUCGUGGAAGAGCAUGGUUUGUUACUGUGAACUUGGUAGACACUUGAAUAAAGCAUAAUCAAUCAAU